GGAGAUAGAGGACAAGAGGCAAAAUGUUCGUAUCGCUCGCAGUGUUUAUUGCGAUUUGUGGGCUAGCUCACGCUGGCCCCCUCGAUCUUGGUCGGAUCGUAAACGGUACUGAUGCGCGGAUCGAAGACUAUCCGUUCAUCAUCUCCCUGCGAGGAGGAAGCGGAGGACACUCGUGUGGUGGAAGCAUCCUGAACAGCCGCUGGAUUCUAACGGCGGCUCACUGCGUCGACUACACCACGCCUCUCACGCAGUCGAUCCAGGUCGGCCGGUCCGACAUCUCGCGCGAUGUCGAUGAGUCCGUGUACCAGAUCGAGGACGUCGUCAUCCAUCCGGGGUACAACCCAUCGGACAGCUACAUCGAUGACAUUGCCCUGCUUAAGCUGCGCAAGCCAUUGGAGUUCAACGAACGUGUCCAGCCCGUACGGCUUCCGAAGCGUUUCUCCGAGAUCGACGUAACGACGCCGAACCACGUGGUAACUCUAAUCGGAUGGGGUCGUAACGCUUCCGACGGACCGGUGCAGACAACGCUGCAGGAGGUGGACUACUACUUUGUCCCGAACGAAGAGUGCAAUCGCAUCCACAGCAAUCACAUCUAUCCGACUCAGAUCUGCGCUGCCGAACCAGGUGGCGGCAAGGGACAGUGCAGCGGUGACUCUGGCGGACCUCUGCUGUACGAUGGCGUCCAGGUUGGAAUCGUGUCGUGGAGUAUCAAACCGUGCACAAUCGCACCGUACCCGGGCGUGCUGACCAAGGUGUCGUACUACGUGGACUUUAUCAACCAAUACGCGAGUGACUACGGAAGCACGAAUUAACGCACGAAUUCGCAUCUCAUGUUUUUGUUUGAGCCGAUAUAAAUAUAGAACAAUCA
Molecule: messenger RNA, 868 nt
Organism: Anopheles coustani
Lineage: Eukaryota; Metazoa; Arthropoda; Insecta; Diptera; Culicidae
Product: chymotrypsin-1-like
Exons: 3
Coding region: 24-812 (262 amino acids)
Biological process (GO): proteolysis
Molecular function (GO): serine-type endopeptidase activity
Source: RefSeq, a predicted model, not a curated record